AUCCACACUUGAUAAAACAGUUGCUCUUUUUCAUUAUUUGAUUUUUAUUAAUUGAAAAAUAUUAAACAACAACGAUUCAAAAACUCAUCGGAAGAUGAAAGUGGAUUAGAACUGUAUGUCUGUAUGACAUGUAGUGGUUUCUCGAUUGGCCAGACCAAGUCCACUUGGUUGUCGAUCCUUGGAAACACGAGUUUUUGCCCACAUCUCAAGCAAGAUUCACUCUAAAGUAUAAUAAAACAUAUGCCCACUUGACGUGUUCGUCUUCUGAUCAUGGCACGUGGGAGGUAAGUAAACGUGUCUUGAAACCACUAUUGAUACAAAUAGACAACCAACAGUGUCGACAUCAAGACAAAAGUAAUAAUGGAAGAAGAGCACAAAAAAGAAGAAAGUAGAGAUAAGUACGAGCCACAACAGCACCAGCCACCGUAUAUCUCACAGAUGCAGCCGGUGACGCACGAAGCUUACGGAGGUGGCCUUUACGGUCAUGACGACGAGAAAGAUGCAAAGAAUUUAGAGAAAGAGGCCAAGAAUAUAGAGAAAGAGCCUCGGCAGCAUCACAUACCGGCCAGCGAAACACAAAGCGCAGACGGACCUGAUGAGGUAAAGACGUUGACGCCAAAGCACAAGCAACCAGCUUCUUCCGGUGAUAGAGACGUUGACAUCACUGGCCAGUCUUACAUUCAAUGAACAACUAUAGUACUUUCUUGUGUUGAAAUGUCUUUUGGGUUUCUUUCUUUCAUUGUCUUUUCUUGACUUUUCUUAGAAGCAAGCAAGUUUUUUUUUUUUUUUUUCUGAUUCACAUCUAAUCAAAACCGAUAUCCAAGCAUUAGGGGUAAUUCGGAAGAUGAGAAACAUUUGGAGAGAAAGCACAUGAAUACAACUUAUAUAGACUUUUAUAGUACCAA
Messenger RNA from Arabidopsis lyrata subsp. lyrata, 905 nucleotides. RefSeq lists its product as uncharacterized. NCBI's taxonomy places the organism in Eukaryota, Viridiplantae, Streptophyta, Magnoliopsida, Brassicales, Brassicaceae. The transcript has a single exon. The record is from RefSeq and is a predicted model, not a curated record. Bases 361 to 687 code for a protein of 108 amino acids.